CUCCGCAGCCCUCCGGCCACUUCCGCUUCCGGCACUCAGCGUUCCGCCACUUCCGCUUCCGGCGUCUCGUUCCGCGGCCGCCAUCACCGCCGGGCCCGGUCGGUGCCGCCGCCGCCGCCGCCGCCGCCAUGGGCGCUCACCUGGGCCGCCGCUACCUGUGGGACGCCGAGGCCGAGCCCGACCCGCUGAACAUGCCGUCCUUCCCCGCCGAGCUGGGGCUGCCGGGCCGCCAGCCGCGCGCCAUGGUGGCCUCGGCGGCGCAGCUGGCCCAGGCCCGGGUGCCGCUGGAGCAGCGCGACUUCUGUGGGCACCACCUGCUGCGGCUGCUGCGCUGCCAGCGGGACACGUUCCCCGUGCCAUGGCAGUGCCACCCGCUGCGCCACCGCUGGGACAGCUGCCAGCAUGAGGACUACGUGAUGCGCAUGAAGGAGUUUGAGCGCGAGCGGCGACUGCGGCUGCGGCAGCAACGGCUGCGACAGCGGCACGGGGACGGGGACGGGGACAGCGAGUGACAGCGAGGGACACUGAGUGACACUGCGGGGACAGCGAUGGGGACAGCAACAGGGACAGCAAGUGACAGCGAGUGACAGCGAGGGACACCGAGGGACACUGCGGGGACAGCGAGUGACACCGGGGGACACCGAGGGACACUGCGGGGACAGCGUGGGGACAGCGAUGGGGACAGCGAGGGACACUGGAGACACUGAGUGACACCAGGAACACCAUGGUGACAUCGAAUGACACCGAGUGACACCGAGGACACCGCAGUGACACCCGGUGACAGUGACAUGAGGCCCCCCCGCGCAGUAAAGGCCCCGAGUGACACCCAGUGACACGGAGUGACAUCAAGUGACACCCGGUGACACCACAGUGACGGUGACACAAGGUCCCCCAGUGCCAUAAAGGCCCCGAGUGACACCCGGUGACAUCGGUGACACCACGGUGACGGUGACACGAGGAACCCCGUGCAGUAAAGCCCCCGAGUGACCCCGGUGACACUUUGGUGACCCCGGUGAAACCGUGGUGACCCCGAGUGACACCGGUGACACUGUGGUGAUGGUGACACUGAUGCCACCCUGCUCAAUAAAGCCCCCGAGUGAC
Taeniopygia guttata (zebra finch) is the source of this 1101-nucleotide messenger RNA. NCBI's taxonomy places the organism in Eukaryota, Metazoa, Chordata, Aves, Passeriformes, Estrildidae. The record is from RefSeq and is a predicted model, not a curated record.